AGCCGUCGCGUUUCCAUUCGCAAACGCCAAAUAUGGUAGAGUGAUAUUAGACGGACCUUUUUUCCCUCCGAUUCACGCCAGUUCGCCGUGCCGUUGUCCAUGCAAAUUCUCUCCCCCCGCGCCCCGCGAUCGAAACUACGUUCCGGUUAUUUUAUUUUAUUAAUAUUAUUUUUUUUAUCUUCUCUCUGUCGGUAUUUUGUAUUCAUAUCUCGACUUACGAUAUUGUGAAUAUUUGACAAAUUUGUUUCUAUCAAUUACUCAUUCAUCAUUUACGGAUAAUACUAAAUUUAAUAAUAAUAUAGAUAUAGCUGAAUCACCAGACUGCUCCGCUAGUUAUUUCCGAGAUAACGCCGAAAAAAUAAACUAUAUUAAGAGAAAUUCUCGUCGCAUGAGUCACUGAGGUGAGAACACGUUAAUACUAUUUUAUUUUUCAAUAUCCUUAUGAUUGUAGGCCUAAUAAGUAUUUAACUAAUAUUAGCCUGUGUAAGUACAGCUUCUUUACUAUUGUCUGGGGGCGUGGAGCCUAUGUACAGUGGUUUGUUUUUAACCAUUUCCUUAUAAGCUAAUGAUUACCAUUUACUACACACUUUUAUUUACUGAUUAACAUUUACUCGGUAUUUUAACAAGUUUAAGAUAGAUAUAAAAAUGAUUUGAAAUAUUUUGUAUAAUUAUAUUCAUUACACGCCCAUUUUUUGGAUUCAUUGAUCUUGGAUUUGUAUUGUAUGUUUUCAAUGACAAAAUUGUCUAGGACAUCUGUUAGUUAUACUUCUUAUUUUAUUUUUUUUAGUUAAUGAUUGAGAUUUGAGUUUUAUGCAAUUACAUUGAGAUAUUAAUUAAUAUACUUAUUAGUUUUUAAUUUUAAAAGUUUGAUUUUUUGUGUUUUUAAAAUUAUAAAUUGUCAAUUAAAACCUACCUACUUAUGAUUUGAACUUUAAAGAAAUUUUUAUUUUAUGUAAUUAAUUAAUUAAAUAUUUAUUGAUUUUAUGAAACUUAAUCAAUAUUUUAUAAUAACCACAUAACUAAAUUAUAAUUUAAAUUUAUUAAAUAUUAAAAUUAAUAUAAAAUAUAAACUAUAUACUUAUUGAUAUAUUUAGAUAUAAACAGUAUUUCUGAUUAUAUUUCUGUAAUGUUAUUUCAUUUAUGUUAGUUUAGUAAAUAUCUUGCUUGUUAAUAAUUUUUAAUGGAACCUAUUAAGUAGGUUUUUAAAAUUUAGUUGAUACCUAUUAUUUUUGUCAUCAUUUGUUAUAUAAAUUAUAAUAUAAAUAAUAACUCAACAUCAUUUUUAUUUUUAAAAAUUUGAAUCUAAAAAUAUUUUUCUAAUUUAUUUAAAUUGUAUACAAAUUUACUUAAUAUUUUACACCAGAGUUCAACAGAGAGUGUGACAUACUGUUAAAUGUAUUGUAUUAUGAAAUUGAGCUGUAUCAUAGUCAACUUUAAAUUAUUAGUUUAUUGUAUUCGCAUACAAUUAUUAAAUUUUUAGUUAAGGUAUUUUAAGUUAAAAAUGUUGUUUCGUUAAAAAAUAUUUGCUGUGUAUCUACCUAUCCUCAUACCUUACUGAUUUUCAGUUUUAGCUAAAUGUAUACAUAAUCAUUGCUAAAUUGCUAUACUAAGCAAGUAUAGUAUUAGUAUACUUUAGAUUCCUUACAUUUCCCAUAAGUCAUAUAAUUGCUUAUAUUCUACUUAUCUGUAUGACAUUCCUGGGAAUUCUAUACAUUUCUUUGGAAUUAUUUUUUUUCAUGGACAUUUUUAAGAGCAAGUAAUUUAAUUUUAAAUCAAUUAUAAUAAUAAAAAUAAGUAAGGCAAUAUUUAAAUUUAUAAUAACAGUAAUUAGUUAAUGUUGAAGUGUCUAGUUGGCUUGUUUAAUUAUGUCAACUUCUCUUUAUUUAUGAUUGUACAUGUUUAGUAAUUAUCAUGUUAUCUGUUAUUCAUAGGUUUAAAUCAUUUUCGUUUAUGAUUUCUGUUUGAGAUCACUAAGUUUCGAAAAAUAUUUUUUAUCUUUUAUUCUUAAAAAAUAUUAAGUUAGGAAAAACAAUUUUUAUUUUUUAUAUGACUAAGAGCUACUUAAUUUAUUUACUUAAUCAACAAUUUUCCAAGUAGGUAUUUAAAAAAUAUUUGUUUUAUACAAUUUACAUGAUAAUAAAAUUGGUUAUGAAAAAAGUUAAUUUUUUUCCUGAAAAAGACUUAUGUCUAAUGUUGAUUAUUUAUUUUAAGGGUCUAGUUUUGUAAAUAUAAUGACAUUUUCAAAUAAAAACCUACUUAUUAGUUUUAUAAUAUUUUACAUCUUGGAAGUUAAUUUUGAUUUAAAAUUUAUUUGUAGUUUCUAUUUAACAUUUUUGUUCAAUAUUUAUAGCUACAGCAAUCAUUUAAUUGAAUAUUGCCAGAAAGCAUGUUGCCUAUAGAAUUAUUGCAAUCUUAAUAACUUUAUAUGUCUUGCAGAUGUCGUUUAAAGUAAGAGCCAGUAAGUUUCGUCAUGUUUAUGGCACAGCUCUAAAACGAGAAUAUUGUUAUGACAAUAUAAGAGUAUCUAAAUCUUCGUGGGACUCAACAUUUUGUGCAGUUAAUCCAAAGUUUGUUGCAUGUAUUGUUGAAUCAGCAGGCGGAGGCGCUUUUAUUGUUUUACCUCUUUCAAAGGUAAGUUAUUGAAAAUUUAAUCAAUACUAACUUAAUAUAAGUAUAUUUAAAACUUAUGUAUAGUUAAAUGUAAAAUUAUAUUAGUGCUUGUGAAUAAUACAUUUAUAUACUUAUCAUUCAUUUAUUAAUUAGAUAUAUAAUAUUAUUUAAUUAUUUGAAAAUUUUAUUGUAUUCAGAAAAAUUAAAGAAAAUUUAAAACCUCAUUUAAUGAAAUAAAAUUUGUCCUAUUAUUUUAUAUUUAAAUGGUUUAUAAUAAAAGGACAGUUGUCCCAUUAGUUUUUUUGUGUAUUUAAGACAAAUUAAUGGUUAACAUGGGUUAAUUAAUAGAUGGGAAGUACUAAUCGUUUUAUUUUUACUUAAAUUUAUAUAAAAAUGGUAUAAAGAAAAAAACUAGAACAGUCCCAUUUUUAUUUCAAAGUAAAAAGUUAAAUGUCAAAUCUAAAAACUCAAACGCAUGUAAUAACAAUUGCAUUGAAAUAUAACAGAAAAAUUGCUUCACUAUAUCUAAAAUGACUUAGGAUAUAUAAUUUAGUUAAUAUUACCUAAUUGUGUAUUAUUAUCAAUUUAAAUACAAUUUAAUAAACAUAGAAUAAUAAAAUGUAUAAUGUUGUAGACAUAGUUCAUUUUAAAUCAGAAAAAUAAUAGAAAGUGUACAUCUUAGAACUGUUACCAUUGUUUGAAAAUAGAACUCGUUUUCUUAUUUCCUUGAAUCCAUUAAGGUUUUAUAGUAUAAUAAGUUGAAUAAUAAUAAAUAAUAAAAAAUAAUAAAUUGAAGACAUAUUUUUUGAUAAGAUAAUAGCGCCACAUUUAAAAAUUAUGCAUGUCUUAAGAAUAAUAAAACACAACAUAUAUUAUUUAUUACUUAGUAAAAAUGUCAGAAAGUUACUAUUCAUGGUAAAAUAUAAAAAUAGUUUCCAUGAAAUUUGAGUACAUUGAUAAUGCUGUUAUAUUAUUUAUGCUUUGUGUAAGCACACAGUUUUUAACCAUAAACAAAACACUAUGUUAAGUAUAUUAUGAUACAAUUUUUUUUAUUACAUAUUAUCUAAAAGAAAGUGGUACUAGGUAUAUAAUAUUUUUUGAUUUAUUUAUAUACCUAUGAGUUAACUAAAAUGAAAUUAAUAACUAUUAUUUUGUAUAAGCAACUAAAUUUGAAUUUAAGCCAAAUAAUAGUUUAUUGGGUUAUUUAUUUAAUUUUGAAUAAAAUUAUAGUUAAAUAAAAUAAGAAAUUUGUACAUAUUAUAUUUUUUUUAAAUUAGACAUUAUUGAUUAAUAUGAAAAAAUAUAAUUUGUUUGGUGCUGAAUAUGUGGUCUAAACUCAUAACUAAUACUGAUACCAUGUGAUACAAAUUAUAAAAUAAUAAUUUGGGAAAUUAAUUUUUCUGUUUAGUUUAACUAUUAGUUAGUAUAUUUUAUAAAUAGCUAGAGAAAGAAAAAAGUGUGUUUUAUAUAAUUUUGAAACACGUUUCUCUAGUAGAUAUUAUAUUUAUUUUUUUGACCAUUCGUUAUUGUAGAUUGUCACUAAUACAUCAUACCAUAAACAUUUUUAAUAUCUUCAUUUAACCAUUAACCAUCAGUAAAAUUACAUAAAUUUUUCAAUGAGGAAUUGCACUCAAAGCAUCAAGCAUAAAGCAUUUCAUUUAAAACAAUUGCAUAAUAUUGCUGUAGGUUUUUUUCUGAUUUUUAUUAAAAAUAGCUGAAACCAAUGUAUUUGUAAUAAAAAUAUAUUUAGAUUGUUACGAAUAAAAUAAAACACUUCAUUAUAAAAAUGUAUUUAAUAUAUACUAUGUAUUAUAUGUAUCAUAUCUAUCUUAUAUCUUCUUAUUUAUAUUAGUAUAUACUAGUUCAAUUACAAAGUCUUGCCAUCUUAUUUAUAUUAAUAAAAAGAAGUGUGUGUUCAUCUAUCUGUGCAUGAUGUACAGACAAAUUUAUCAUACACAGAGAUCUGAAAAUUUACUUAGAAAAGCACAUAAACAUUGUAUGUACUUUCAAACUAGAUUUUCAAAUUUCAACCUCUAAAGUGUAGUUCACACAGUAUUUUUGGUAUUUUUGACACAAAAAUUAAAUUAUUUUUUUUGAUAAUGAGUUAUAUUUGUCAAACAUAUAAAAAUAACAGCUAUUAUUAGUUGAUAUUGUUGUCACAGGUAAAGAAGUAAAUUAAAAAAAAAAAUGUAUUACCAGGCAGUAGCAACAUUAACUGUGAUAGCGAUGGUAAUGGAAACUAAAAGACACAAAAUUUUAUUUUUUUAAAUAUUUGUUCAAUAUUGUUAAAAGUUUAUAAACCUUUAUUAAUACAAUGCAAUAAGUAUAUAUAAUGAAACUUUUAAGUUAGAAGUCCUCUACUUAAACACUGGUAUUGAAGUUUUAAUCAAAUAAUUUUUGUUUUGUAUACACUAAAUUAGAAGGUUUUUACAUCAGAUAGGUUUGGUUUAACUGAAGUAAACACUUGCAGUGCUUGGAAUGACAUAUUAGUAUAUUGAUGUGAUUGGAAAGUUUAAUGUAAAAUUGUUUAAAAAAUAGUUUCGAUUCUUUUAUAUUUUGCUUUUAAUAUUAUUUUUGCAAGUUAUAUAUAGUAUUAUAAAUUCUGUAUUAUUUAGUAAUAGGAUAGCUCUCAUUAUAUUACAUUUAGUAUUUAUUAAUUUAUUCAAUUAUGUAUUAUUACAUUAAGUUUUGAAAUUUAAGUAGUUUAAAGGAUAUAAUGCUUAAGUUAUUCUCAUAAAAAAGAUUAUUAUCGAUACCAGACAUGCUAUGUAAUGUGUUGUUGAUUUGUUUAUUGUAAUUAAAUAUGAUACAAUAGUCUAAGAGAUCUUGGCAAUCAACUACAUCAAAAACAAGUACAUUGUCAAUAGACUAUUAAUAUCAUUAUUAUCUUUGUUUAGAUAGUUACUGACUAUUUUGAGUUCUAUUGUUACAAAUUUUGUAAACAUCUAAUUUUUUUCUAAUACAACAUAAAAAAGACUUACAUCGCACUGUUAUAUGUGAAUAGUUAAAAAAGUAGAAUAUAGAAAAGAAUUUAAUGCAUAUUUGUACAAAAAAUGAUUCUGAGCAGAGUUUGGUUAUCAUGUUUUAAAACGCUGUAAUGUUUACAAUUUGAAAAUUAUACAUUUGAUAAAUUUUCCGGGUUUUUCCCGUUUAUUAUGAAAACUCCUGGAAAAAUCGAAAAAUGACUGACCUCCAUAAAGUACCUCCCCAGUCAGAUUUCCUUUCAGAAAAAGUGUUACACUUGAAGAUAAAGCAAAAUGUAUGGUAGAAAAGUUGUUAUCAGAAAAAAAAAAUAAAGAAACAUCAUUGUAAAACCAAACACAUUCUUUGUUCCAUUCAGAAUCUAAAUUUAUACUGAAUAAAUGGAGAUACCUAAAUCACUUUCUUGAAGUUUCCAGUUUAAAUAGUUAUAGUUAUGUAAUUCAAUUUUUGUGGAAUCUUAAUUAUAUUUAUAUUUGGAUUAAGUUACUAUUUUUGUAUUUACAAUCUACAUACUCUAUUAUUAAAAUUUAAUACAUCCUUUUAUAGUAAUAAUUAAUUGAUUUAUGUUAUUUUAAUUUGUUUAUUUUUUCGUGGAUAUACUCGACAUAAUUAGGGCAACCCCACUUAAUGACGUUGUACGUCUAAAAUAAUAUAUAAAUAUUAACUAAGUUCAUCGUGAUUUCUAUAUUUAAAGUUCUCCUAGGAGAUCAAAAUAAUCAAAAAUACAUUUGAACGAAUGUACCGUGUGCAAAAUGCCAAUUUUCCUUGCGUCCGAUUUGUUGAAAACAUUAAGUAUAUUUCAAUAUACUUUUGACAUUUAUAUCAAUUUUACAAACUUAUUAUUUUGCAUUAUUUAAAUUAGAAAACUAAUUGUAAAAUAUAUUCCUAUAAACCAUGUGUAUUUGUUUAAUUUACUUUGAAUGAAAAAAUGAUUUAUUUUAUGAAUUGAAUAAUUUGUUAUAAGUUGAUUAGUUGUUAAAUCAAAAAAAAAACUUGGUUUGAUGAAGGUACAUAUAAUUAUGCCAUCAUUAUCAUAGUAGUCAUAUAUUAAUUUUCUAAUUUUACCAAUAUAUUUUACAAUCAUAUAUGGGUCAUUUAAAUUCAUUUAGUUGUUUUUUUUAUGUAUUUAUCUUUACUAUAUGACGUCAUAAUUUAGUAUGCAUCCCACAUACUGCCAAGAAUCAGAUAGAAUAAAAAUGAUGAACCUCCUACCUAGAUGUUUUCAAUGUUAGUCCAUAUUGUGGUAUUUAAACUAUUUGAUUAUACUUCACUCAAUGAAAAUGUUUAAAUUUUUUUUGUAUUUAAACAUAAUUAGUAUUUAUGAGUAUAGAGUAUAGUUAUUGUGGAAUCAAUAUUUCUAUUUCAUUUGGUUUUUGGUCAUUAUACAUUAUAUGUAUACUAUUUUUUAUAAUUCAUUUAACAUAAUAAUACUACUAAAGAAUAAAACUAAAUUGUUUAUUACCAUUUAAAGAUGUUUUUACAAUUAAAUAUCACAGUUAGACGGAUUUAUGUAUUUUAAAGGUUACUUUUUUUCUUAUUUUCAUAGAUUAUUUCUAAUUAUUUUGCAUUUUAUUAUAAUAUAGUAGGUAGAUAUAUUACAUUGUUUUUUUUGUUUUAUAAUAUAUUCAUGCAUCAAAUUUAAAUAAUUCAAAUCUUAUUUGUAAAAAUAAAAUUUAAUGUUGUCCUAAACAACCCUAACAGAAGAAUUUAUAGAUUUUAAACAAUAUAAAAUAAAAUAUUACAUUUGUCACUUAAAUUCUUUGAAAGAUCAUACGGAGUGUUUCUUAUAUUUGUUGGUAAAUCAACGUUAUUAGCAACAUACAACCAUAAUUAAAUACUGAUAUAAUUUAAAUUUAUCAAAUUUAAUAUGAAAAAAGUAACAGAAACAUUCAAAAGUAAUACUCUUUUUGUUAUUAAAUUUGAAUCGAUCUUCAGAAUAAUUAUUUUCUUUUGAUUUAAUACUAUAUAGAAUUGUGUAAUUUAAAUAACUAAAUUUUGUUAUAAAUAAUUUAAUGAAAUAGAAAUAUAAUGAAUAGGUUUUUAAUGAUAAAAACAAUUUUGUAGAUACUUUUAAUAAAAAAAAUUAUAGAUUUUGUAAAAAUUUUAAUUUACCAAUAUAUUUUAAAAAUUAUCUUUCAUCUAUUUAUAAGUAUUUCAAAUCGAAAUAUUAUUUUCUUAAUUUUUGGUAUUUAACUAUACUUAUCAUUUUUGUUAAUAUCAGUUGUGCCAUGUUUUUUCAUAAUUUUCUGAAGUUAAGUAUUUAACUGAUAAAUAUCUUUACAUAAAUAAAAAAUUAUAUUGUCUUUUGGGGUAAGGUAAUUUUUAAACUUUAACAAUUAUUAUUAUUUAUGUUAUUUUUAGAUUCAAAGUGCGGCAGUGUUAAAUUGGUUUUACUAUGAUAUGUUUUUUCUAUCUGUAAACAAAUUUUCAGAAAAAACUUGCUCCAAAUAAAAAAUGACGAGACCUUUUUAUGUUGAGUUUAGAUCUAAUUAGUAAAUAGAAAAAAUAGUUUUUUGAUUUUUGAUUUAGUUUUUUUUAAUAAUUGAACCAAAGAUUUACAAAAAUUAUGAUUUCAUUAUUUUCAGUUUUGUUUUUUGUUAAAAUUGAGUUAAAAAUAUUUAUAGAUACUUGAAAUUUCGACAAAAUAUUUAUAUUUGUUGUUAUAUUCGUGGUACAAUUUUUAAAAUAUUUUUGAGCUAUUUUUAGACAUUUUAUGUUUAUGAGUUUUUAUUUGGUAGAUACUAUAUGGAUAUAAUUAUUUGACUAAACAGAAAUGUUUGAAAAUUUAUCAUGUGGUUCAUUUUAAGUUAUACUUAGUGGGCAACAAAAAAAACAAGUGUUAUUUUUCUUUGCGAUGGUUUUAAGAUCAAAUUUUGAUGAAUAUCGUGAAUAUUAUGGUCUUUCGAAGCGUGUAAACAAAAUUCGCUCAGAAUCGUUUUUCGUUUACAGUGGUUUAUUGUUGCUUACAGAUAUAAUUUAAAUAACUUAACAUAUUCUACCUUUUUUAGAUUUUAAAUUUUAAAUUCUAUUUUUUUUAAAAAAAAGAAAAAGAAAAAAACUUCAAUUAAUAAAAAUGCUCUUUAAAUGCUCAUUAUUUGACUGAUGGUACUAUUUGUAGAACAAUUUUCGAAAUACUUUUUCUAAAACAUAUUGCUGUUUUUUUUUUCUAAAUAUUGUUUUAGUGAGUGAAACAGUCCGAUUUUUCACACGGUCCCUUUAAGCCUACCUUUUCCUCCCAGUAGAACUCUGCAUGAAGCACUUUUUGAAAUGUUUAACAGUUCAUUCCUUUAGCUCGUUUUAGAGUUUUUUCCUUGGAAAACCCUUUUUUUGUUUAGUAAAAAUGCUCAAUUAGAUUAUAAGAUAAAGAUAUUAAAUGCCCUUUUUCUCCCUGGUGAUAUUUUAUUUGAACAAUUUUUCUAUUCAAUUUAUAAAACUGAUUAAACCUGGAUAAAAAACGGUAAUUGAAGAAGUAAAGACCUAAUAGGUAGGUCACACUAAAGAAAAUUACAUACCCUUGUGCAGGAGGGCAUGCCUAGGGGGGUACGAUAGUUAUCUAUGACCACAGAGGUGCUUAUGAUAAUUUUUAAAGUUCUUUUGAAUUCAAUAUUUUAACCUAACAAAUAACCUAUGAGUGAUUUUAUUUAUUGGUAAUUUUUUUUGGCACCCGAUGAUGAUUUUGCUACGCUUGACACUACCCGCGUGUGCUGUCUCUGUCUUACGAACAUGACAUAGCAAAUUUUUUGUUUAGCAGAAAUAACUUUGUAUUCUUAGUUUUAAUAUUAGAAUGAAUUAACCUAUUACGUAACUUAUUGUUAAAAAUUAUUAUCUGUGUAACUAUUGGUUUUGAAGAUUUUAGUGUGAAAUAUUAUAAUUUAAAAAUUCUUACAUCUCUAUUAAAAUAUAACUGCACAGAUAAUUUUCUCAAAGAGUUAUGCUUGCUAAGCACAAAUUUUCUAUAUUUUGUGUUAAUUAGAUGGUUAUAGAGCAUAUAAAAAUUAAAUCCUCUUACAAUGUGAAGAUUGUGUAAUAAAGAGAUAUGUAAUAAUGGUAGACCCAAGAUUUAAUUAUAGGGAAGCAGGUAAAGAUAGAGAGGGAUGAAGAAAAGUUUUUCCAUUCCACAUUACUCUAAAUCAUUUAUGUCACAUUCUACUAUUAAUAUAAUAUUAUCAGCAGAAAAUACCUUAAGUUAUAGUAACUUGUUUCCUCAACUUAAACUUAACUAUUAUUAUUGUAUCCAUUUAAUGUAUUUUGAAUAUGUAUUAUGUAUUUAAUGUUUUAAACUUAUUGUAAAUUGAUUUCACGCCUGUCAUUAUAUUUAAAUAAAUACAUAUUAUAAAUUAGAAUAAUUAUUUGUAUAACAGCUUUAAUUUUGUUUUUUAAAAAACCUCUACAUUUUACAUUCUGGGUAGCGCGAGGAAUGUAUUGAUUUUACAAUGUUAUUUAUUUUUUUAUGUGAACACUUUAUACAAGAAAGCAUACUCCGAUUAUCAAGUAUAGCACCUUUUCUGAAAAGAAAUAUUUUCUGGGUGGUACUUUAAAGAGAUUAUUUUUUGAAAUCUCAUUAAUAUUCGAAAUAAUGAGGAAAACCUUGGUCUUUAGGUUAAGAAAGAUUGCAAGAUUAAAAAUGAGGUUGUCAUUGGCAACUGGUUUUAUUUAUUUUUGUUAUUAUUAAGUUUUUAUUAUUUUAAAAAUAUUUUUUAAACAAUCAUUGUUGUCAUAGAAACGCACAUUGCUCUAAUCAUUUAACCAUAGUAUGACAUAAAUACCAUAUAUUGUAUUGUCGACAAAGCAACACUAUCAACUGAACUUGACUGAGAAUCUUUUUUUUAUUAGCAAUGGUUUAUCAUUGCUUACAAAUAUACAUUACAUUCCCGUCUAUAUCCUAUCUUUCAUACUUCCCAUCUACAACAUUGGUUUUACUCAUGUGCAAAGUAUGUAGGUCUUUUUUCAUUUUCUAGAUAUUUUAAAAUAUUGAAAAGAAAAGAUUAUAGAUGAGAUUUUUUAUUCUCUUCAUUUAUGAACCACUGGACAAAUAUAAUCGUUAGGCUGGUCCUUAUUUUUGAACUUCAAUAAUUUUGUGCCUUGGGCUCGAAAUUCUGUUAUUUACAUUGUAAAAAUUAUUUUUGUAAAUUUUGUUUAUAAUAAAUCAACCCCUUCACAUGCCUCAAAAGGGUUAAACAUUGUAAAAACCGUGUGUUUAUUGAUUUAUUUACAUUUAUUUUUUAAUUUUUAACAUACAAAUAAUUUAUCAGACACUUUAUUAUAGUAAAAAAGAUUAAAAAAUCAAUUUAAAAGUUGGUAGAUUUGUAAUAGAAAAUUUAAGAUUAUGUAUAAUUUCAAAUCUACCAACUUAUAAAUUGAUUUUUCACAUAUAAUGGUAAGUUUCACUGAAAUGUUAAGGAGAGCUAUUAUGUAAGAAAUCUUUUUUACUAUAAUAAAGUUGUUGAUACAUUUACUUUUGUAGGUUUAAAAUUCAAAAUAAUUAAUGUGAAAUCUACCUCUUUUAUAUUAAUUUACACAUUUUUGAGGCACUUGAAGGGAUUGACUUUUCAAACCCAAAAUUAAAAAAAAAAAUAUUUUUCCAAUGUACCUUACAGAAUUUCAAUCCUGUGAAUUCAAAUAUUUGACAUUUAUUUUCAACAUCUAUAGGUUAAAGGCUAUCCUAAUAGAGUAUAUAGUAUGAAAUAUUGAAAAACUAAUAGUUUCUUUGCUUUGAUAAAAACUAAAACUCUAAAUUUUAUAUUUCUCUUUUUCUUUUAUUACCUACCAUAGUUUAUUUUUAUUUUAAAAUUUGAAUACAUUGUACAACAAUUUUGAAGUGAGUUAUGUGUGGUGACUUCACAGAAAUGUGGUUCGAUUAGUAAAUCUCUUGUUUGCUUUUAUUAUUUUUAGCGUUGCCAUUUAAUUUUUAUUCUAAUUUUAACACCAAUUUAUUUAGUAUUACAAAUACAUGGAAUUGUUUAGUAUAAUAUUUUGUGUAAUAAUAAUGAAUUCAGAGGGUUGAUAAUUGAGUGUUAAUGUUAAAACUAAAUCAUUGUUUAAUUUGUAUGACUUGAGUCAUACGUAAAGUCUAUGUAAACAAAUUAUACAAGUGUUGUUUUGCAGUUUUUUCCAUUACUACCAAACAUUGGUUUAUUCUAUCUAAUAUUUUCAAUAAUAUUCCAUUUUGAUAUAUUUCAUGAUCACCCAUGCCCCUAAAUAAUAAUGGAUUUAUAAAAUAAUAAGAUAGUCCUAAAAAAUUAUUGUUAUCAUUUUAUUGGAAAUACCUAAAUACUUGUCCAAAAACAGUAAUCUAUUUUAGUUAUUACAUGGCCAUGAGUCAGAUUUUAUUUAUGAUCAUACGAUACAAACAAUAACUUGUGCUUUAUUAUUAUUGAUUAUCAUUUACAUGUUUUUAAUGUACAAAUCAACAUUUAUUCAAGUUCAUUUAUUUGUAUAUAAUUUCAAUUAAUAAGACCUCUCAAAAAGUUUAAAUAAAAAAAAAUAGGUAAACUUUUUUUUUUUAUUUAUUUUUUUUUUACUUAAUCGAAAGGAUAAAUGAUGUACAAAGAUCCUUUUUUUUUCUGUUUCUGUAAUUUUUGUCUAUGCAUCAUGUGGAACCUGAUGACAAUUUAGAUAAAGACUUUAGAAAAAUAUUAGGUUUACUUAAAGGAACAUUUAAUUUAAUUUCAUCAUUAUUGGUUUACUUAAUCAGAAGAUAUUCAAAUUUAAAGUUCAAAAAUUAAUUUGCAUUUGCAAAAUUUAUUAGCACUACAAAUAUAAGAAAGGCUUCAAUGUGUUUGAACAUACAUAACAAAAAUAACUAGACUAGUUUUAGUAACUCUUGGUACUCGUAAGAAUCUAGAAAAAAAUACUGUCAAUAAAUCCCUAUAUAUAAGCUUAAUUUGUCAUUCUUUUUACUUAUUUGUAGUUCUUUAAUUACGCAUUUAAAAAUAAAGAAAAACAAUUUAAUACUUGUCAUAAGCAGCAGUCUAUAUACUUUAACUUUACUUAGGUGUAUUAUUUUAAUCUAAUAAAGAAUUAUCAAAAGUUAAAAAUAUUUGCUUACAAAAGAAACCUUUAUUAUUACUCAUAAAAGCUGUUACAUAUAUAUUUUUAGAUCCUAUUAUACAUAUUUUUAAAUUUAUUUUUUGUCAUUAAACUUAACUUUCUUUGUGUAAAGAAAGUGCACAUGAACAUUGUUCAGCUAGUAAAGAAUAUAGAACAGCUUUACUUAAGAUUUUUUUAAAAGCCUCUACAUAAAACCUAAUCUCUAGAUUUUAUUUGUACUUUAUUUUGUGUUAAUAAACAUUAAAUAGUAAGUUGUUUUUUUUAGACUGGCCGAUUACCUGCUGAUCAACCUGUUGUCGGUGGUCAUAAAGGUCCUGUACUAGACAUUGCAUGGUGUCCACAUAAUGAUAAUGUAAUUGCUAGCGGUUCAGAAGAUUGUGUGGUAAAAGUUUGGCAAAUUCCAGAUGGCGGAAUUUCACGGUAUGUUUGUAUUUUAAAUUUAUUAAUUUGUAUUUUUUAAUAAACUGAAUUUUUAAUUUUACAUAGAACAUUAACCGAGUCUGUAGUGGAUUUAAUAUAUCAUCAAAGAAGAGUUGGUCUUGUUUUAUGGCAUCCAACAGCCCGAAAUAUUUUACUAUCGGCUGGUAAUAUUUUCAUUUUUACCUUAUUUCAUACAAUUUUUUGGUUAUUAUUUACACUUUAUUGUUGAUAGGAUCUGAUAAUCAAGUAGUAAUUUGGAAUGUUGGUGUUGGUGAACCACUCAUACAUAUUGAUUGUCACCCUGAUAUAGUAUUUAGUGCAUCCUGGAAUUUUGAUGGAUCACAAUUAUUGACAACAUGCAAAGAUAAAAAACUUAGAUUAAUUAAUCCUAGAAGUGGAGAAGUUGAGCAGGUUAUACAUUCAAGUUUAUUUAAAAAAAAAAAAAAAAAAAACAAAAGUAUUUAUUGUUAAUUAUCAUUAUAGGAAGUAAUAUGUCAUGAAGGUAGUAAAGCAUCCAGAGGUAUAUUUUUAAAAGGAGGCCUUAUAUUUACAACUGGCUUUAGCAAACUUUCUGAAAGGCAGUAUUCAUUAAGAUCUCCUGAAAAAUUAAAUGAUCCUAUUAUUAUGGUUGAAUUAGACACAAGCAAUGGCGUUAUGUUUCCAUUAUAUGAUCCUGAUACAAGUAUGAUUUACUUAUGUGGCAAGGUAAAACUAAAAUUUAAAUUAAGCUUAAUUUAAUUGCAUUGUAUGUAUUAUACAUUUGUAUGUUUUUAGGGGGAUAGUGUUAUUCGAUAUUUUGAAAUAACUGGGGAACAUCCGUUCGUCCAUUAUAUUAAUACAUUUCAAACACCAGAUCCUCAACGAGGAAUUGGUAUGAUGCCGAAACGUGGUUGUGACGUGUCAAUUUGUGAGAUAUCUAAGUUUUAUCGUUUAAAUAAUUCUGGACUCUGCCAAGUAAUUAGCAUGACUGUUCCAAGAAAGGUAAAAUUUAAAGUAUUUUAUAUUUUGUAAUAUUUUAAAAUAAUAAAAUAUUUUUAGUCGGAAUUAUUUCAAGAAGAUUUGUAUCCAGAUACUAUUGGAGAUAUUCCCGCAAUAGAUGCUGAAGACUGGUUUAAUGGUCAAGAUGCUGAGCCAGUAUUAAUAUCCUUAAAGGAUUAUCAUCAACCCACACGGUUACCAACUGCUUCUGAAAUGAAGGUGGCUAAAAAGCCAAAUAUUCUGGAUAAACCAUCUGCAAAUAAAACUGCUAAAACCAGUUCAAACAACACCCUCGCAACACCUGUAGCUAAACCACAGUUUAUACAACCACAACAAUCAAUUCCAGUUAGUAACAAUUAACAUUUUAAAAUAAAAUUAUUAAAUAAUUUGAUGUUAAUAUACCAGAUGAUACACUAAACUGGAAACAUUUGUUAUCUUGAAAUGUAUUGACUUUUACUGAAUUUCUUUUUGAAUCCUAACAAACAAAUAGUCCUAAAAUACAUUAUCAUUUUUUUUGUCAUCUUUAUUUUUGAUGGUUAAACAACUACCUACCAUUAAUUUUUAAAUAGCAGUAUAUAUAGAAAAUGCCUUAAAUAGUAUAGGUGGUUAGGUUAUGUUUAAAUAGUGGUGUUAAAAUUUUUGAUUUCCAUCAAUUUGUUGACAAGGUAUUCUAUUUUUAAAUUUGAGUCAAGGUAGAGUUAUGGUGCAUUAUUAAAACGCUGUGCACCGUGUUGUCACACAAAUAAUGCUUCACUGCUCUCCCCUGACCCAACCUUAAAAGUGGAAUAUCUUUUGUUAACCCAUUAUGGAUUGAUGGAAAUCAAAAAUUUCAACACCAAUAUUUUAACUAAUACCGGAACCUAUUUUUUGAAUUUUUAAUACAGGUUGCCAUUUUAAAAUCAAAGUAGGUAAUGGUUGUAUCCCAAAAUUAAGGGUGACAAAAAAAAAAAACAAAUGUAAAAUUGUAGAGCUGUUUGUUUCUUUAAUGUUUUAUAAAACCUUUCACAGCGACAUGAAUAGAUUCUUUGGUAUAAGAUAAUUUGUUUAUACAAAAAUCAGUAUAAAAUGUAUAGAUUAUUAAAUAAUGGUAAAUUUUUCCUUUUUAUUUUCAAUUUUUGUAUUUGUAUCUUAAUUGUACGUUAAUUUUUUUUUUUCACAAAUUUUCUUUAGAAAUUUAAAUAUUAUAUUACAAUUUUUAGAAUAUCAUUUACAUGAUGGAAAAAAUAGGCGAUCCAGAUAAAAAUUUAAUUUUUUUCUAAAUAUAUGUCUCCCCUAAAGAAAAACAGAUAGGAAAAAAAAAUAGAAUAUUAACAGCUUUAGCUCUAGUGAGGUCCUGUUUAAUUGGAGGAAACAUUAAAUGUCUACAAAUUUCUUUUAGGAUGAUAUUGUGAAAGAAUUUAAAGAAGAAAUAAGGAAGUUGAAAGCUAUGAUUGUGAAACAUGAAAACCGCAUUAGGACUUUAGAAGCCCGAGCCAUUGAAGAUGCUACUGACACAGCAAAAGAGAGUGGUGACUCUCUUGUUGUAAAAAACAAUGAUCAGAAUGAUGUGGAAUCUAAACAUGAUGAUAAUGAUCUUAUUGAUGCUAAUGACGACGAAUAAUUUGUAUGGUACAAGUAUUUAUUUAAUACAAUUUUAAGAGACUUUAAAAUAAAGUCAAUUUGUCCCGUUUAUAUUGGCUAAAUUUAUGACAACAUAUUUAUGUAAUCACAAAAUAACAUGCUCAAAGUGGUUUCAACUCUACUUUUCUCUAGUCUUCAGUGUGUGUGUUUUUUUAAUUUUUAAUAUCAAUAUAAUACUUUAAGUUAUGUUCCUCUUUCCCUUGAUUUGUAAUCGUCCUUUAAUUUUAUACGAGUUAUAUUAUUAAUUGUAUUCUCUCCGCACUUUUUAUUCACCACAUAAAGUUAUUUUUGUUAAUUUCAUAUUGAAUGGUUUUAUAACCCAAAUACGAAUACUGUUAAUGAAAUGCUAUAGAUUUGGUUGAAUUAGUCAGAUAUUUAAAAAUAUCAUUAUUAUUCCUUUAAAAUUGAGAACCUCGAUUAAAAAAUUUAAAUUGUUUAAAAGGUAUUUUUACAAUUUUCUAGGAUUAUUAUGUGAUUUUAAACAAUAACCAACCUUGAUUACAAAAUAAUAGUACAUUUUUAUCUUAACCUGGGACUUCAUAAUUUAAUAUGUGCUUCCAAAAAAUUGAAUUACCCCAUGAAUCUCUAGUCCUUUAACAAGCAUUACAAUAAUCUAUUAACAUGAUGGUGCGUAUUAUUAAUAAUAUGUUAUUGUAAAAUAAAUUAUUUUAUAUACUGGUGUGAAUACAACGAGUGUUUCAUGAAAAUGUUUUUUGUGCUGAUAGAAUUAAAAAUAAUCCAUGUAAUUUUGAUAAUAGAGAUUAGCUUGACUGUAAAUUGUAAAACACUGUGUUAUAACAAAAAAAAAAAUAUAUAUAUAUAUGUGUAUAAGGUAAUUAUAUAUUAUACAAUAGGCUUAUGUAAAACAAAUUAUGGUAAACUAAUAAUACUCAUUUUUUGAAUAUAAUACUUUUAAUUUGUUUUUAAUAAGCCUUUAAAAUUAAAUUAAUUUAUAUUUUAAACAACGAAAUUUUAUUAUUUUAAUAUAGGACAUAAUAGAUUUUAAAUAUUAUAAGAUUUUAACCCAAUUAUUGUUUUAGUUUUUAGUUUAACUGGUAGUAUAAAAUCAAAUACAAUAAUUAAAAUAACAUUUAUGUGUGACUGUUCCAAUUAUAGUGUUAAAUUAAUCUAGGUUUUUAUUUUAUUUUGUUGUAAAAAAUUAAAUAGUAUUAAUUCAUAAUUUACUUGGGCAAAUAACUAAUAUUAUAUAAACUAUGAUGAAGGAACAUAAUUCUAUGUUGAUUAUAUUAAUAGCAUUUAAUUAUAUUAAUAUUGAUAUUGACAUCAAUUUUUGUAUGGUUAGUAUAUAUUUAUGUAGAAUACAAAACAAAAUGUAUACUGUUAUUACAGUUUGUAGCACUGUAAUUGGAAUACUCACAUUUCGUUUUAAAUUUCUAUCGUCCUAUUAUGCAUUUAAUAUUUUUAAUUUUGUAAGUUGCAUUAUUAAUUAGUAAUUUAAAUGCAAAAACGACUUAUAUUUCUGUGAACAUAUUAUAAGUUUUAGCUUAUUUUAAACAUUGGAAAUUUUAACAAAAUUACACUUGUUAUUCAAAUAUUAACACCAUCAAUCCGUGUUGUGUUUUUAAUAAUAUCUACCAUUAAACUGAUAAGGUCUAUUUACUAAAUAAUUUAUUAAUUCUCCUUCGUCGGGUUGCUAUGUUAUUAAAAAUCUCAGUACAUUUUUUUCAAAUUUUACAAUUUAACCUUACAGGGUGCCUAAGCGAAUUUUAACAUUAAUCUUUAUAGAAAAAUUCAAGUGCCAAUUUUGUGGCCAAUCAAGUGCCAAUCAACUCAAAUUUCAGUUUAUUAAAUUGUAUGGUAACCAGUCUGCCAUUGUUAUCACUCACAAAAUUUGUUUACUGAAAACAACCAUAAAUAAUAAUAUAUUAUUAAAAUGCUCAACUCGUUUUGUAAUACCCAUUAAUAAUAUUGUGUUGAAAUUACUUAUAUUAAAUAAUUUACAAAUUUAAUCUCAAAUAUUUUUAUCACACUAAGCAUCACAUAAUCGCAUAUGAUAAAUUCAGAACUAAUAUGCUGCGAAACAUAAAUCUUAACUUCUGUCAUUUAUCAUCCUUUAAAUUCAUAAUAUGUAAAUAAAUUAUACCUUUAAAUAAAUUUGUUAUCUAUUUUUAUACAUUUUGUGUAAUACGUUUUGUCAUUUAAAUGUAUUAUUAUUAUUAUUAUUUUUAUCAUUAUUAUUACUACUAUUAGUUAAUGGCUAUUUAAACAUAAAACUAUAUUAUUAUACAUAUAAACGAGUAUAUCUCAAUAAUAAUAUCGCGCUUUUUUAAUCCAACAUUUUUAACCAAAACUUCUUCCUUUAUUUAUGUCUUACCUAUUGUCAACAGAUGGCAUUUUAAAUAUUUUAAGUAUUGAAAAAAAUUGUAUUUUGUUAUAAUAAUAAUAUAUAUUGUAUUUUAUUUUAUACUCUUUUCUUAUGUAAAACAUAUAUAUUUAUAUAUUAUAUACAUUGUAUCUCUCAGUAAAAUAUCAAAAUAGUCCAGCUUCUAAACAAUAUAUUGACUCAGUUUUAUUUAUAUUAUUAAUUUAAGGGAUUGAGGGAAACUCAGCCAUGGGCUUAUCAUGUAAAAGUGUUGUUUAACAGUGUUUGUUCAAGUCUCACUCAUUGGUUAUUUUGUUAUCUUUUUAUUUGGGUGGAACCUGUUGAGGAUAAAAAUAAUCAAUAUUCCUCAAAACAAAGUCCCCUCUCCUACUCUCCUAAAAAAAAGUCUUACUGAUUGUCACAAGAAGAUAGGUAUGUAAACACAUUUCAUUUAAAUAAAGCAUUCGAAUAUGAAUUUUACUUUCAUCAGUUAAACUGACUAAAUCAUCUUUUAGUAUUGUUUAGAAGCAAAAAUAUUUUUGAUUGACUUUACUUUUUCUAGCUUAUACUAUAUAUUCUGUAUAUUGUUUCUAGUAUAAUACUGUAUGAUUAUAAUGUGUAUAGACUAUAGGUAUUGAUUUUAUAAUUAUAUAUUACAUAUUAUAUUAUAAAAUCAAUGGAAUAGGUAAUACUUAGUUUAUUUAUAUAAUUGUGUGCGUGUGAUCAGAUAAAUUGAACAGAGUGUAUUAAACUUUUCAAAAACAUAAAUAUUGUUUAACAUUUGUAUUUUCACUAUUUAUUUGUAUUGUAUUGUUUAGUUGAAUAUACAGAUAUGUUCAGUGAUGUGCCAUUUACACACAGUUGUUGUGUGUUUGUAAACCUUUCAUAGUUUCACCCAAAAUUGUAUUGUUAAAACGUUGUACAUUGACACUUGACGAUCGUAAAACAUACUAAUAUUUUGAUUAAACAUGACUACUUGAAUUACAUUCUUCUUUUGUACUU
Messenger RNA from Cinara cedri, 18985 nucleotides. The record is from the annotation of a GenBank genome assembly. NCBI's taxonomy places the organism in Eukaryota, Metazoa, Arthropoda, Insecta, Hemiptera, Aphididae.